UGUGUUGAUGAUGUGAAUUUUAUGUCAAAAGGUUAAAUAAAUUGGGGCUUCAUUUCUAGGGUUUUCUAUUCGGGCUGAGAAUCGUCGAUGCAGAAAAGAAAGAUCUAAAUUGCCCUUUUAGACAUUGAUUUACAAUUCGUUUGAUUGAUGUUUCAAGGAAUUUGAAUCUUCUCGGUACAAGGAUGCAUUCUCUGAGUAGGAUCUGUCCAGGCUUUUCGUCUCCCCUCCAUAGAUGGCUCACAUGGCGGCGUUCUUGCACUCAUCUGUUUGUUGGAGGACUUUCUUAUGAUACAAAUGAAACUGCUUUGAAGGAUGCUUUUGAUGAAUACGGUGAAAUAAUUGAAGUUAAGGUAAUAUGUGACCGCGUAAGUGGAAAAUCGAGAGGGUACGGAUUUGUGCAUUACUCUUCUGAGUUGGCAGCAAACAAAGCCUUAAAGGAGAUGGAUGGCCAGUUACUGGAUGGCAGAAAUAUCCGUAUUCAUUACGGCCACGUGGACGGAAAGCAAUCAACUCAGCUUCGUAGCCAAACCCCGGCGUCAAAUGGAACACAGAUUACAUGAUUACAUCAUAUCUUUCUUUGGG
Molecule: messenger RNA, 582 nt
Organism: Erythranthe guttata (spotted monkey flower)
Lineage: Eukaryota; Viridiplantae; Streptophyta; Magnoliopsida; Lamiales; Phrymaceae
Product: glycine-rich RNA-binding protein 4, mitochondrial
Molecular function (GO): RNA binding
Source: RefSeq, a predicted model, not a curated record